AUGCAAAGACAUCUAUCCCCUUACCCCUCCCCCAGGCUCAAACUUAAACUUACAUGUCAACAAGCAGGUCACAGUCAAAGUAGCCACUAUUCGUGCCUUCAAGCACCGCGCGGAAUGCCGGGAAUUAUAGUUCAACCCCCUGGUUAAAUGCCUACGUGUUAACAGAGGUUGAACUACAACUGCCUGCAUCCUUUGUCCCGUUAGAACGAAUGGUUCUUUUGCCAACACUCGCAUAGGAUGCAGGGACUUGUAGUACACAGUUGUUUUUAUCGCCGUUGUAGUGAACACGAAAAGACCACAGCUCCCGUCAUGCUGCGCGCAUUCAGACUUUAACUACGAGAAGCUCUCCAUACAAAAUAACAAGUCUGCAGGAUUUCUAAUUGUGCCAGGUAGGUGCCUUGUGUGCUGUAUCCUGGGAUAUCUCCAUACAGGCUGUAUACUUGUCAUUUUUGUCAUUGUCAUUGUCACUUGUCAUUCACAUUGUUUAUCAAUGCAGAUAUUCUCAUCCAUUAUAGCAGAGAUGGCAAACCUCAGGCACUGCUGUGUACACAACAGAGAACAGUUUAUAAUAUGCAAUGUAAAAUGUCUGCAUUUUUACAUAUAAACCCCAUUCAAGUAAUUGUGUAUAAAUAGGUUUAUUAUGUGCCCCUGCCAUUCCUCCCCCAUCUAAGAAAGUUCAGAACAGUAGCUAUUUUCUUUAAGGUUUAGCUACAAUGGUCAUUUUACCCCUUUCUUUUCUGGGAGGUGAAAGGGACAGUCUAGACUUUAAUGAAUUGUCCAGAAAACCCAUUAAACAAACACACAUUAAAAAAGUAAUAAUUAUACUUCUUAAUGCCCCUUCUUUGCAGCAGAUUCCUGCGUGAGCGAAGACCAGGGCGUGUGUGAAUUUUCUCAUUUAGUACCAGUGCUUAUUUUAUUAAAGAGAGUGUUCUGCAUGUCCUAUAAACCUAUGCCUGGUAGAGGGUUAUUGGAUUUCCAGUUCAGCAGUCAUGAGUAGUUUUAGCAAUGAAAAAAAAUGAAUGAAACUACUUAACAAUAAUAAUAGCAAAUGUUUCUGUUUUCGUUUUCUGUUAGCAUGCUGAGUAUUGAAAAAAAAUAGAAUAUUCCACACUGAGUAGAUUUAGUCAUAGUGUUUUAUUUUCUCCUAAAUAAACCUAGUUGCUUCCAUAAAUAUACACAUCUACUGUAUGGACGAGCUGAAAACUGUAUGGCAGUUGCACACUUGUUGCCUAAUCAUGUACCAAAUUCAGCUAUAACUAGAAAUGGAAUUGUCACCUCACCAAUAUUUUUCCAAAAUCUGAGUCUCACACGCAUCUGAGAUUAACACAGUAAAUAGAAUUCAUAAUCUUCCGGAGGAAAUCAAUCAGUCCUGCAAGGGAUCCCAUAGGGUCUGCUGUGAUUAAUUGAUUUCCUAAGGAACUUUGUGAAUUGUACAUAUUGCCGCAAGCACUAUUCGUAUAACUCCCAGCAGAGCGUGGACUCCUCGAUGUCUGGGAAAAUGUGGCAAAGGUGUCGACGAUAUUUGGAAAUUGCAAGCUGGCAUAAGCAAGCAGAAGUUACAAUAAUAAUUUAGCAAUAAUUGAGUCCUUUGAGCAGAUGGAGUGUCCUGAAAUGUAAUUUGCACGCAGUCAUAAAAAAAAAUAAAGUGUUCUGGCGACUUAAAUUUGGGUUCAUCUGCUCUGGACUGUGUCGUAAAGCAGGUCUGGCACACAUUAAUAGACCUUAAUGAACCCAUAAGUAUAAAUCUACUGUAAUUGUGUUUACUCAUCAACUUUUUUUAUUUUCCUUAGCAACCUUUGAUACUGCAGAGUUAAGGAAGCAAAAAGAACUCCAGAUAGUCAGCAUUUAUUGUUACUGCGUGGUGUAAACACUAGUUAAAAAAAAAAAAAGGUUAGUGUGUUUUGUUUUAUUAAUUAAUUAACCCAUUGAGCACAGAGCAAUGCGCAACUCACAGCCAUGGCUCUCAAAUUUAUUCUAAAUAGUCUCUUUAGGAUUGUGGGAUAAUCUGGAAAUGUUUGGUGGCUUGUGAAUAGAUUUUGUUUACGAAAGUAUAAAUGUAAAGCGAAGCUUGAGAAACAUUCCUGGAAUAUAAAAGACAGGUAAAUUAUUUUUAUAAACAGCAUACACAUACAGGCAUACGCUCACAUUAUCCCUCUCUCUCUCAAACACACUCCAUUUAACCCUCUUUACCAACAUUAUACAUCUGAUCAGCCUAUCCCAUACAUACGUUACAUUAGUGGCAUCGUCUUACACACACGUAACUAACCACUGACACUGCAAACACACCCAAUUAGACAAUCACUCAUUCGUGUUGCCGGGUGUCCUCUCUCCGGACUCCUUUCUAGACACAACUAAAGACAAAGUUCCCCUUCAACAUGAGAGAUAUAAAUUUUUACACUAUUUAACACACGGCCAAUAAAUUCUGUCCGAAGAUCGGUGGAAUUGAUGUUACUAAUGCAGAUGUAGGGAAGCCGCAGGAGACCCAUGUAAACUGUUAGACUUUUUACCAUGAGACAUAGCUAGAUUCCUGCACCAAAACUGUUUCAGGCUGUUGUAGUUAUUAUGGUGCUCAGUAUGUUCUAUUUAAGGUACAUUCCAGCGUGCUGUAGUGGUUAUGGUGCUAGGAGGGCCCUACCACCAUCGUCGGAGAGCCAUACGUUCCUAAGUAGGGUUUAGCUCGUUGGCAAGAGAACGAUGAGCUAGCACUCUGAGCCAGUGAGCUAAGCCCUGCAUUGCAGCGAGCUGUGGUGCUUAUGGUUGUUGGAGUGUUCCUUUAAGUUAAGUUAGCAUUGAUAACUGCUGGGGUGAUUAGUCAAAUUCGACCAUUCUGUCACUUAUUGAAAUACUUUUCAUUUUCACAUUCAACUUGAUUAUCACCGUACAGUGUGUAUACAAGGACAGUGAAACACAGUUGGCAUCUGAAAUACAUUGGAAAAUAAAAUAUACUAUAGAAAAAAAAUUACUCUCAUUGUAAGCUUUAGCAGUCCUUACCUGAUGCCAUAGUACAUCUAGUACCUAAGAAAUACCAUCUUCAUUAAUAAAGAAAAAAGUUUAGCAGACUAAUAAUACAUAUACGUUGCACAAUAGUGCUACCAAUAUUAUACAAAUUCACCAUAUCGCCUAUAGCCCCUAGUCCAAGUAGAAAGUAUCUAUCCCACAAAAACCACCAUAUUGUCUGCAAAUAAAGUGUAUCAAACUAAUAUACUAUUAACACAAUGUAGUGUAAAUAAAGUCAGCAAUACCUUUAUCGUGUGUGAAUUAUCGCAUACCGCAGUUUUCCGCUUGCCACAAUGCACCAUUUAAUAAAUAUAGUCUUUAGGGAGGUGACAUUGAACAAUGAGCUAACAACAACCAAGUUACAAAAAACUCAAGUAAAAAAAAAAACCAGCUGAAAACAAAAAUCUUCUGCGUUUAUUUUGCAACUUAACCACAACUUCCCAAAUUAGCAAAUUGUUUUAUGAGAUGCAAUGUUUAUUCUCUCCUCUCUGAUGUCUUUUCAAAUAUGGUGUUGAUAAUGCAAAAUUAUAUUUUGGACAUUUUGCAAAGUGUUGUUGGUUUCUUUGGAAUGCUGAAGUUUGUUUGUUAUUUUAUGAGAAAUGUAUUAGUAGAAUAAUAGUCUUUGUAAACAUUGUUUUAUGCUUUUUCUUUUCUCUUUUAGCUGAUUUUGUUAUACUACCCUUAGGCAGCAUGUCUGAAAACUCUCCAAGUUUCACAAAGGAGCAUAACAGACAUACUCCAAUCUUCUCACAUAGAAGCAUUGCACAAAACAUACACAGCGUUCAACAUCAGCAUACAUCGCAUGCUGCCCCCUACGAAAGAGAGAUUUGAUUAUUAAAUCUGUUAAAGUCCACAUUUCUAAAAAUAAACAGCGCCUUUUCUCAGAACCGGCACUGUUUUAAGGUGCAAGUCUGCGAGGGCAGUAUCUAUGCAUAGACAUACACUUCCUUUUACAUUUCCUGGUCUGUCUCUCUCACUGCCUCACACUGUACAGGAGCAUGCCCAUACCAUUCUGUGUAGGCUGCUGAACAUCAGACAGGAGAGAGGAAGGCAAGGCUUUAGGUGGCCCUUAGGGCAUAUGUAUCAGGUACAGCAGUAGCCUGGAAUGCUCUUUGGAAUAGACAUAUCAAGUUUUAUCUAAGCAACUUCAUGUGUGGCAUGUGUGCAUGAUUGCAUUUUGCUGAUAUUUGGGAAUCUGCAUUUCUCAAAAUGCCAGCAUAUUACUUUAAAUAGUUUUAAUACUUUUUUUUUUUUGCCACACCUGCUGCAUCUUACAAAAUGGCCUUUUUGAUUCAAUGCUAAUUUUUCAGAACAUAUUGAAAUAUUGAAGAUAAAAUAUUCCAUUUAAUUACUAAUACUUUAUAUCUUCAUUACGUCUGUGCAAAAUAUGGACAAAUGAAUAAAAACCUGUACACAUAUAAUUUUGACUCUUAGUUGCUAUCUCCCACACUGCCCUACCUAUUGUGUUUUUUACCACACCUCCUCUAUAUUGUAAGCUCAUGAACCUAUUGUUCCUGUAAUUAUUUGUAAUUAUCUCAUUCAUUGUUAAAUUUGCCCCAUAAUAAUAUUAUAAAGUGCUGUGGAAUAAGUUGCCAAUAAUAAAAAUAUUAAAUAUUCAUAAAACCAAUCACUUUGAAGUGUCAUUAGGUUCCACAAAAUGUUUUGAUUAACUUUAAAAUGGUUACUAUUUAUUUUGAACUCAGGGUCAGUUCAGGAAUGUGAAACAGCCAGACAGAUGUGCUGUGGAAUUUUCUGGUCCCCCCAAAAAGAUUUUGAAUCCUAUUAAGUGUCAGAUGAAACAGAAGCAGUGUUUUUUUUUUUUUUUAGCCAUUUGUAAUCUCGAGUAUUUGAAGCUAAUUAAUUUUCACAACAAUUUUUUCUCAUGCUACCAAUUACCGUGAAUAAGUUGCAACACUUUACCCCUUGUGUUUGUAUAUGUUCCAGUAUUCCUUUGAAACUCUCUGUAUUCUGGAACAGUGUUCUAAAACUAAAACAAUCACCAUGGAAACUAAUUGAGCAUUUCUCCCGAAUAACUCAACAUUUAGCACUUUACCGCACAACAUGUUGUUCCUAAAUAAACACCAUUGGUUGUUUAUUUUUAUUUUUUAUUUUUUUAACUAGCAUAGCCAAACCUUAAAUUAUCAAUUAACUUGAAAUUUAUAUUUUUGAUACAGAGCACCUAGGGUUUCAAAGGAUUUCAAAGGAUCAGCAACACCACUGUGAGGAUCUUACACAACGGCCUGAACAGUAUUGCAGAAAACACACCACCGAGGGUACAUUUCCUCUUUUAUGUCUAAUGAGGGUUAUCAUAUGCUUUUAUUCCAGUAGGCUAGAGGAUAUUAAAUAAAAUGUCCAUUGUAUAGCAGAGCACAUGUUUAUAAAAAUGUACUGACAGUUUAGAAGUCAGGUAGGGUGUUGAAUGCCAUAUGUACUUUAAAGGACCACUAUAGGCACCCAGACCACUUUAGCUCAAUGAAGUGGUCUGGGUGCCAGGUCCAUCUAGGGUUAACCCUGCAGCUGUAAAACAUAGCAGUUUCAAAGAAACUGCUAUGUUUACAAUAGGGUUAAUCCAGCCUCUAGUGGCUGUCUCAUUGACAGCCGCCAGAGACACUUCCGCGCUUCUCACUGUGAUUUUAACAGUGAGAAGACGCUGCCGUCCAUAGGAAAGCAUUGAGAAAUGCUGUCCUAUGGACUGAUUGAAUGCACGCGCGGCUCUCGCAUUCGGCGGAUGACGUCGGAAGAGGGAGGAGAAUCCCCAGCGCCGAGGGAGCCCAGCACUGGAGAAAGGUAAGCGUUUAACCUCUUAACCCCUCUUGAGCCCGGCGGGAGUGGGAAUCUGCGGGUGGGGGGGACCUAAAGACCAUAUAGUGCCAGGGAAACGAGUUUGUUUUCCUGGCACUAUAGUGGUCCUCUAAGUUUGAAAACUCAUGCCUCGACUUAAUAUUGUUGAAUAAGCGUAUCAAAUGAUUUAAUAUUGUGAAUAAUAUUUUAAUUUAUCCAUAAUUAUUAAAGGGAGCCUGUCAAGGCGAGAACUACUUUAGCUCUUUUAAAAGAGCUUGGAAAUUCCACUUAUACAUUGUUCUAGCAGCUCUGCUAGCAAAUGUGUAGAUUUGGGGAAUAAUCUAUUUUAAAAAAACAUUCCUUAGAUUUGCUAAAAAAUCAACAGGAAGACCUAUAUCCUGCCAAUUCAAGACACUCUCAUUUAGCCUUUCGUCAGAUCUAAGAAAAUUCAUAAAUUCAUGGAGGUUUUAGCUAGACCUUAAAAGAAUGAGGCAUUUCAUUGCUACCACACCUACACAAAAGGCUUAUAAAAUCAGAGAUGGUAGAGCAGCUGACGCAGGACAUCCAAUUUACUAUUGCUUUUCUUCAACGCCCUGGAUCGUAAAAUUGGAGAAAUAACAUUGAAUCAUAAUGCAGAUUCAUCUCCAUGACGAAAUCUGGUUCCUACCUGGGAUCUGAAAGUGGUCCUUAAUGCCAUUUGUGAACACCCACUUGUACCUCUCUCUUCAGCACCUGUUGCUUCUGCGAUUCAUUCCGGUAACAAUUCUUUACGUUCAGAGAAUUGUUAAAGGAACACAAUAGUCACCAUAAUGUAGUUGUUCUGGGGUCUGUAGCCUGCAGGCUUUUCAAUACAUCUAUAUGAGCAGAUGCUGAUUGGUGCAGCUCAGCAUUUUGCUUGCUCAUGCUCAAUAGCCCCCCAGUACUUUCCUAUGGGAAAGCAUUGGGUUGGCUGAGAUUGUCAAGUUUGUUGAUCUCAGCCAAGGGGGUGGACUGUGGGUGGGGCCAGCCAUUGCAAACCUGCACGGUGCCUGAAAAAAGAUGAGUAAAAUAACCUUUCACUUACCUAAUUGGGGGCUGGGGAGCUAAAAUGUGUUUUCAUAACUAUAAUGACAGGAAUGUGUUUGUAUUCCUGUCAGUAUAAUGUUCAUUUAAGCUUCAAUCCUUGUGAGCAAUUUACCCUUACACACUUUCAUAAAGACUGAGUGGUUCUGACUACAACACAGUUAAGGUUAUCAUUUACUCAGAAAUAAACAAAGGCAGGCAAGUCUCUUCUCUAUAUACACAGUGGCAAUGGGUGGAUUACCAACUUACUUUAGACGGCAUAUAAAAAAAAGUUCCUCCUGCCCAACAUAAGGCACAAUCUACCUGGACAUUUCCAACAUUUUGCCUUUACAAGAUCAAAUUUGGAAGGCGACCAUUUUGUCAUCAAUUUAUAAAUACAUUAGACACUAACAGUUAGUUAUCCAGGCGUUGGAAGUAGUGGUUUGCUAAAUCGAUAUGACCCAUUUUGUGAAAACCCAUGUGUAGUACUGCUGCAAUAUGACAGGAAAAAUAGAUUUUGUACUUACUGUAAAUUACUCUAUUUUUGUACGAGUCUUACUAAUAUUACACUGUAAGGGAAACGAGAUGGACUGUGUCAAAUAUAAGGCGCUUAAGGUAGAGUUGCAAAAGAAAUACCAAAAAGCAGCUCAACACUCGUGUAGGUACCUCUAACCUAACACAAUAACAUGCAACUGAAAUAGUGGAAUAUUGUUUGAGUGGAGAAAGCCGACAAUUUUGGACGGCAUAUCUUCCAUUUUGGGACUAUAAUACUUAUGGUAUUUUGUAUUUUUUUUACUUUGUUUUUAUAUAUCCAUUAUUUUGGUAAAUAAAUUAUUUUUAAUCUAUUUCCAAGUCCCAUAUGUUGCCGUUGUCCUCUGCUAAAAGAAGAGUUGUGCCCUCUUAAAGACACAGUGCGCAUUACCCUGAGAGCCUAGUCACUUGGCUCUCAACAAGGUGAGCAGUGAUUGGUAUAUUGUAUUCACUUUUACAGUGAGGGUAAUUCACUAUAUUUGUUUUAUCUCUCCUUUUUGAGUACUCUACAUUUCUACACAGAAGAAGUUUUGGUAUAAACUUAAAAUACCUCUGCGCAAGUGACUUGAGCCUAUCCCUAUAAGGCUCAGCACCAUGUGAGUGUGUUUCUUAUGGACUAUCUAUUAUUUUUUGUACUUAGACAUACUACACCAUAUUCUGUCUAUUUCUCCCAUUUAGACAUUCUGUUUAAUUCAUUCCCUUAUAUAAGGGUAAGUGUAUAUAUUUAGCGCUCCACUGGGUUUUCGUUUGUUGUGGUCGGUUUUCUCCACUCGAACAAUAUUCCACUAUUUCGGUUUAAUAUUACACUGUGUUUUUGUAUACUCUGAUGUGUUUUGUGUAUUAUCGAGCUGUGAGGGGACUAUGCUAAAUGUAUAGGGUGGGGAAGGGGAUAUUGAGAAGAGGAACAUAACUUUUAAAGGGACACUCUAAACACCAAAACCACUACAUCUUAAUGUAGCGCUUUUUGGUGCAUAAACCCUGUCCCAGCAAAUUUACAAAUCUACAAAUCUAUUUGUAAUAAAUGGUAGUAUUUACAUUUGUCAUGAAGGAUUCCUUAAUCAGACAGUCACAAGAGACACUUCCUUGUGGAGACUUUCAACAAUUGAAAGCAUUCAUGUUUGAUGUUGCAAUGCUAUUUUUAGGGAGGGGAUAUAUAUUCUAAGUAAGAAACAAUUAGACAUUAAAAAUCAAUAUAUUUAGUUUUAAUGUUAGUGUUCCUUUAAAUUUUGGUCCUACACUUAGUUUUUAGUCUAUAUGUGAAGGUGAAUGCUAUUGUGUAAAACCGCCACUAAUAUUGAGUUAAAAAAAAUAUUUAACAGUAAGUGAAUUAUGUUUAUUAAAAGAUAAAGGAGAACUAACUUAGAUAUUGCCUUAAGUAACAGUUCAUUAUUAUUGGAUUACGGUUUAUAGGUGAUAUAGGAGGAGAGGACUAGAGAGGAGGAGAUUGUUUUGGGGGGGUACUUUUGUUAGUGAUACAUUUUUUUAAGUUAUUGGCAAUAUAAAAGAUAAAGGGACACUAUAGUCACCAAAGCCAAUACAGCUUAAUCUUAUGGUUUUGGUUUCUGUAGCAUGUGUCUGCAAUUUUAGCACGGCAAAUGCCUCCUCUCUAUGAGGAGAUACUGAUUGGCCAGAGAUGUGUUUUGCCUAUUGGAAGGCAUUGGAUAGAUUGAGAUCAGCAAGAUUGAUAAUCUCAGACGUAAAACAGGUUAACAAUGUCUAAAAAUCCUGUUGGGCUGGAAAGGUAGAAUAGUGAAUUAUGAUGAGCCAUGAGUCUAACAUGGCAUAUUACACUCGUGAAUUUAAUUUCAAAUAUUUUAAUAUUUAAACUGACUUGAGAUCUGAAACAAAUGAAAUCUGAGAGACCUGCCUUUUUUCUUAAAAUUAAUCAUUCUUCUGAUGUAAUAUAAUGACGGUGAAGAAAACCAGACCUUGUUGUACUGUUUAAAGUGCACUUUAUUUAUGAAACUGAUCAUAGACUGAAAAAUAAAACUAAUUACAGUUACCAAUUAGCAGCAGAACUGUCAGACAUCUAUUAAAAGCACCCAUACUCUUGUGUUGUGGAGAGGUUGUGAAUUCUUCUUCGGCUCCAAAGACAGGAAGAUAACGAACAAAGAACUUGAAACUGCUAUGUUUAUAAAUAGUUUAAUCCAGCCUCUAAAGGCUCUAGUGGCUGUCUCAUUGACAGCUGCUAGAGGAGCUUGCGUGAUUCUCACUGUGAAAAUCACAGUGAGAAGAUGCCAGCGUCCAUAGGAAAGCAUUAUGAAUGCUUUCCUCUGAGGCUGGCUGAAUGCGCGCACAGCUCCUGCUGCGCAUGCGCAUUCAGCCAGAGAGGAGGUUCGGAGGCAGAGAGGAGGAGGAGAGCUCCCCGCCCGGCUCUGGAGAAAGAGGUAAGUUUAACCCCUUCCUCUCCAUCCAGCCCGGCGGUGUAGUGCCAGGAAAACGAGUAUGUUUUCCUGGCACUAUAGUGGUUCCAUUGAUAAUUGACCUUAAUUGGAGCAAUCUAAUAUUCUGCCUUCUCUUUGUUUCCUUUUUCUUCUCCUGUUCCCUAUGAUAUACGUAUAUCUGUUAUAUGUUUAAGUAUUUUCUUGUGUUUUAUAUGUCCACAUUGCUCUAUAGCAAGUCAGAGCUUGUAGUUAGUUAAUAAUGGCUUUUACCAAUGAUAGCACUGCAAGAAUGUGUGGACUAUAUUUCCCGUGUAAAGGCUAGCUGAGAAUCAUGGUAUAUGUAGUCCACAAAAUUGUGCAGUACCAUUGUUUACUCUUAUUUCAUAACAGAGAACCAACUUUUUUUGCCUUCUUCAUUCAAUUACUCUGUAGCCCAUCAUUGACACGUUCCUUGUCAUUUCAAUAUUUGUGUAUUUCAUUGUGUGCAUUCUAUGAGGUGUUUUCCAGCUGUUUUUAUUUUUGUUUAGUAUUUAUAAUUCCUGCUCUCGCUAUUUCUAUCCCUCCCCUUUCUCAUAUCAAACACUCCCCCCCUCCCCUUCUAAAAAUUGCCUCUAACUGUUAAACAACAUGAACUUGAUCACUUUCGUGCUAUCCUUCCCUCUAGGUAAGAUGUGGUGUACCAAGCUGGCGUGGCUUUAUCCUCUCACUAGAGCAGUGGUAGGCAACCUGCUAACAAAAGGGACUAAGAAGCAAGUUCGCCUUUAUUCCAGAUUUCACAGAGCUUUUCCGUCAGUUCGAUGGCUCAGUACAGCUCCUGAGGCUGAUAUGUGCUCAUGGGUUCUGCACAAUGAUCACUUUGGUGAGUUAACAUAAUCAGCACAGUCUCUGAAUUACACUGUCAGUCACACUUUGUAAUAAUUGCUAGGAGCGUCUAGGAUCAUUACCUGUUUUUAACCCCUUAAGGACACACAACAUGUGUGACAUGUCAUGAUUCCCUUUUAUUCCAGAAGUUUGGUCCUUAAGGGGUUAAAUAAACAUUUUAAUUCCCUUUUGCCUGGAAACAUUGAUUGGACGUUGAUCAGAUUGGUAUUAGACUUUCAUUCAUUCUUCCAAAACCUUUUUUUAAUGGAUUUAUUUAUAUUUUGAGCAGUGCUUCUAAUAUCUGUCUGCUUGUUGUUCUCCUGCCCAUUUUUUUGUUCUGUUUAUAUCAUUUUUACAAUUCCUCUUAUUUGCUGGAAAGUUAGAUGGCAUUUCUAAGGAAUUUAACCAGAAGUUAUUUCUUUGUUUGCUGGUCUGCAUGUCAAAAAUCCAGGUCAUCAUGUGUUAAGCUACAUUUUAGUUCAAUUAUAGCCCCACACGCCAGGUUGCAACACGCUUCUUCAUUUUAUGAAACUGUUGCAAUUUUCCUGGCUUUAAGUGUUUUGGUAGUAGUUUCUAUCAUCUAAGUCGUAUAGGCAGCCAUAACAAGCUGUGAGUGUAAUAUUUAAUAUUAGCUUAUUCAUUAUCUUUAGGAUUCUUGUGUAUAUGAGAAUUGCUUUAUUGCUGUUAAUUGUGUGAGGAGUAAGGAUUUUAGCGAUAUUCUGUGAAUUUUUGAUUUUAGUUUGUAUUAAAGAAUUAUCUGUUUUCUUGAUAGAAACGGUCUUGUAUGGUUUUAUAUAUUGUUUAGGGGCGCACAUACUAUUUUAUGUAUUUUGAGUUCUUUCUUUUUAAGUUGCUUGUAUAUAUGUUUUAAAAAUCUAGGUGAUCAUGUGUUAAGCUACAUUGUUAGUUCAAUUAAAUGCACAGUGCAGAGACAUAGAAAGCCUUUGCAGAGAAAAACCUUGUGGGGUCUUCCUAAAAGUCAUACAUCUUUACACAUUGAGUAGGAAAGUUAAAAACCCAUACAUAUCACAGAGCGCUUUUCCUGACCACUCUUCCUUUGUCCCAUCUCUGAAGAUGCGAGAAUAGAUUUUCUAUAAUAGAUCAUUUCCAUUCGACCUUGGUGAAAAGCUAGGACAGGCUGAUGAAUAAUUAAGGAUGCUUAGUCAUGUGACACGCUAGUCUGAACUCUAUCCCUAAUUUUUAACUCCUAUUUGUCUCAAAUAAUGUUUAAGGUCCGGAAACAGGUAACUGAGCACUUUCUAUAAAAGUAUUACAUUUGCUAAAUAUAUAAACUCACAGCACUCUUUUUAACUGCUAUAUCUAAUCACAUUUUACAUUAUAUGUAACCCUUUACCAGUUCAUAACUAUUGAUUUUAAGGAUGCCCUUUCUUGAGGCUGUCUACAUGUGCCAAAUAUGUAAAUACAAAGAAAUAUCUGUUAAUAUACAACUUCAUAUAUGCAAGUAUGAUAUAUUGGAUUAUUUAGAAUACAAAGGUAUUAAGAAAAUACAUUUUAAAGGCGGGUGCUUUGUGUCAAGCAUUUUCCUUCCUGAAGUUACCCUAUAAUUUUGGAUUGUUACAUAUUUAAAAGCAUAAACAUUUUUUUUGAAGAGAUAGUUAUUAUUUAAUGUUAUUUAAAUUUACAUAGAACUUCUUUACUCUGGAUCAUGUAUGCGUUUCAAUUACGUUUGGCUACGGGACCACUGUCGCUCCUCUUCGUGUUUCAAUUCCAAAACCAACCAGCGUAGCCUCGACACGGCCAGCGUGGAACUCGACAUCAAGCCCACACAGGUGCGAGUGGAUGAGACGAAUCUAUACCUAACUUGUAAGUGAGGAGGAAUAUGCAGGCGUAUUGUCAUAUUUACCCAUGUGGGAAUUAAUACACACUUGCUUGGCUACUAUUUAAUCUUCACUAUCAUCACCAGGAGGUCUAUAUAAAAGAUUAACAUGACACUAAUAAAGAUCCAUCUAAAAUUACUACAUUCUUCCACUAAUUUAGUGGAUACAUUGUGUAAAAAAAUUGUAAAUCAUUGAUGUUACCUAGUACAAUUUGUAUUUUUCCACUCAGCUGGUGUCCAUGAAAGAAAUCCUUCUUGAGGUUAGCAUGUCAUCUUAGGUGUUCUACAUCACAUGAAAUAAAGCUAUGAUUAUAAAUCAGAUUUUCAAAGUAGAUCGUCAAUAAGACUUCGAGCAGCAUAAAACUGAGACAUAAAUAAGGAACAACUUAUACUAAGAGAACAUCAGUGAAUAAAUUUAUGAAAAUCUAUGAUUACAAAUUCUUUUGACAAAAUAACCACAAGUCAUACCUGCUAUAUCAUGUCAAACUGUGAAGUUGGAGAUAAAAGUGGCUUUCUUUGAUUGUGAUUUUUUUUUUUUUUUACAUUUUGUAGGGCCGGAUGGUCAUAUAACGCGGUACGGUUUGGAAUGGUUGAUGCAGAACUGCUAUGAAGGACAGAAACAACAGUUUGUCCAGCCUCGGGUGUUGUGGAAUGCAAAGAUCUACAACGAAGCAGAUAUACCAACCGUUAGCUUCUUAGACUUCCUGGAAACUAAGGAGGGGCUGCGAAACUUCCUAGAGAAUUUCUUACUCUAUGGUAUUGCCUUUGUAGAUGAUGUCCCAGGAACCCGAGAAGACACGGAAAGGGUAGCCACACGUAUCAGCCACAUCCGGUAAAAACAUAGUACUUAGAUCCCAGGCUUAUACAGAGCUAAAUUCUUCCAAUGGUCAUUAUUCACUAUGCUUUUGAUAUAUUCAGUUUUAGUUAGUAGGUUGUUUUGCUAGUUUUUGUAUUGACUUAGUGGAAAUGGAAUUUCUUCAUUCAUUUCCCCCAAAAAGGUAAAUAUUUUAUUUUUCUCCAGUCCACUUGUAGACAUACAAGUUUUCUCUUCAGCCUUAAAAUUCUUUCUUAUUUCUAUUUGAAUAGUUGCCUUCUUUCUUAGUAAGUACAGAUUGUCAUUAGUUAUAUAGACUAGGCCCAUCAGCAGCUUCUAUUCAUGCAACAUUUUUUGUAGAAAACCUGUUGAACACUACUAAUGUAUUCCUAUUUAAAGCAAACUUGCUGAAUUGAAAGAUGCUUUCAGCAGGUCUAGUGUCUCCUGUCGUAUUUCAUGCAUGUUCAUUCUGCUUUUUUCCCCCAGUUUUAUAAGACAUUUUGUCAUAGCACUGUAUGUGAUGUCAUGGAUAUACACCGAUAUCACUGAUGACAUGCAUUGAAGCUUUAUAAAGGAUCCAAAUAAAUGGUAUUCAUCAAAUUAAUCAUUUGUUUGUAUUCUCAAGCAUAGUACAAAAAAAAGCUAUCUAUGCUUAAUUGCAAUUUUUCCUCCUUUUAUUACAGUAUAUAAUAAUAGUGCAGAUUCCAUUCUGGUUUUGCUUUAAAUGUGAUUCAGUACAGUCUCUUGAAUUUGCGUGCCCUUGUAUGGUACUCUGAAGAAAUGCCCAAAUGUGUGCACGCGCUCUUAUGAGAUUUCUUUACACGUACACACAGAGCAUCACUGGGUCACAAUGGUGCCAUGAACACAGAAGUCUUCAGAGAUAAGUGUGUUUUUUUUACCCAUACCGCCACAGUUUACCCAUACCUCCAAAAACUGACAUCUAUAGAAUCAUGUCAUUGGCUCUGCCCAAAAUGUUCGGUGCCGCCCAAAUUACUGGCAGGUCACCCUGGUUAUUGUGGACAGUUUCCUGUACACUUCCUAAAACCGGAACGCAAAGCACUUUAACAUACCUUUGUCACCCCCCCUCCAAAAAAAUCUAACCUGGAUUUAAAAUAUUAAUAUAUAUUAGUAGCGUCCAAUUUGUGUUUUCCAACAACAAUACAAUGGCUACAUUUAGAGACUUCUCAAUUAUUUAGUCUUAUAUUCAGUCACCUUCCCCUUUUAGAUAAAACACACCAUACAUCAUAUAUUUUGCCUAUACUAUUCAUGACAUAUUCACUUACAGAUUCUUAUUAUUCUAGAUUAAAGAUUCACACAUUUCAAUGUUUUGAUUAUUUAGGUUUUUGUAAUAACUGUGAAAAAUGCAUUUCUACAGGCUGGUGUUGGCUCCCAGUUAAUACAUUAUAUACGGUAGAUAAUGUGUUUAAAAAAAGAUGCAAUGUAUCUUAAGCUGGCUCUGUCACCAAAGAUAAACUUUAUCUAAUCUCCUUCUAUAUAGCUCCCUGUCUCUGAACUUUUUUUCCGUGGGAGCUCUAGUGUUCAUAAAAUACAUAAGGAAAAUCUAGGGACUGGUUUUCCUUCAAUUCAAUCGAUUAGUAUAAUCAAUCACACAGAAUGGAAACUGCAGACAUCAUGGGCAGAGGAGAACAAAAUGGCUGCAUGCAGAUAUUGAGAUCAAGCACAAGGGAUAAUAGAUAUAAACAAAGACAAGUGACAUAUGCAGGAGUGUAAUCAUUAAUAUAAGGGGGACAUAAGGAAAUGAAAACCAAAAGAAAAAAAUCAUAACUUGGACACUUUAAAUUAGGCUCUGCAUGGUUCUCGCAGACAAAGGACACUACCUAGUUUGUUUGCUUGUUUAGUGACUAACCAUUGUGAUUAUUCUCUCAUUUUAAAACAAUGUAUAUUUGUUUAUUUUCUAAAAUAUAAUAUCUAGGGUCAACUCAGCCUCUUUAUUUAGUAUAUAAUGCCAAUAAAGAGUUGUGCUUUGAAUUUGUAUAUAAAAAUAUAUGCUAAAAUGAUCAUUUAUGGAAAUUUACAGAGAAACUAUCUAUGGCAAGAUGUGGGAUCUCACUUCUGACUUCUCACGAGGGGACACUGCUUACACAAAACUAGCUUUGGAUCGGCACACAGAUACCACUUAUUUUCAGGAGCCCUGCGGGUGAGUGGCUUACAAAUAAGAUGUUUUAAUCCAAACAAAUUCAGAUAUCAGUUGGCAUUCAGUGCAGCCAGGAAGAUUUAUCUGAGUAUCUAAUUUCUAUGCACAAUUAUACCGGAAACGAGGCCCAAAAACAAACAUCUGUUUUUGCCAGUGAAAUAUAUAACUGUUCACCUUUUGGUAAAUUGGAACCACUAAUAGUUUCCACAUAAUUUCAUUUUAAAAUGUUUUAUAUUAAAGUGGCACUUCAGGCAUCUUGCCUGCUGCACCUCCUUGAUGUGGCUAUGGUACUGUGGCAGAUUAGCCUGUGUGCCUCUCAGCCAAUUAUGGUUGUUCAGCUUGAACAGAUACGCACGCAAAAGUUUGUAGUUUCCACAUUAUGAGUGUGGAUGAAGAGAGAGUGGUUUAUGAGAGUUGGGGAAAGCCAUGUUUUUUGUCAAACCACUCCAAAAUAGUGUGACAAUAAAAAUAAAAUAGUUGUAGUGGCUAUAACGCUUACGAUGCGUACGAAUUUUUCCAAAUAUUCGAGCUUGCAAUGAUCUACACAAACCACUUCUGUUUAGAUUUAGUAAUUUAACUACUUUCUGGUGGAUUGGUAAUAAUCAAAACUUUUGGAUAACCAGGUAUGUUGAUAUGAAAGGAACACUGUAACAUUAGGAAAACAAACAUGUAUUCCUAACAUUAGAGUGUUUUCCUUUCUAUUUAGAUUCAGUGCCUCCCCUUCAAAAUAAAGCUUUGUUACUCAACAUAACUAAUCUCCGGAUGACCGACCGGUCUUGCUAUGGCCUGCUGCUUCUCAUGAUUACUGUAUGAUCUUGUAGGUAAACAUUGAAAGGCUACAGAGCAUUCACCGCAAUCAUUUGGCUGUGCCAUUGAGCAUCUUUUUAUAACGAUAUAUUAGAUCAGCUUAUCUCUAUUAGGAGCAUUCGACCUGUUCAUGCAGAGCAUGAAGAUGUCGAAUGUUAGUCCUACAAAGAUUGCAGGACCACACCAGGAAGAACCUCCAGUGGCUAUUUGAGUGACAGCAAAUAGAGGUGACUUUAGGUACAUGUGUAACACUCCCUUUGCUCCGAAAAGGUAGUACUUAAAAUUGUCGGCCUAGAGACAGGCUGUUUGGACUAGAACCAUUAUAUUAUGCUGUAGUGGUUCUGGUUCUACGUCUUUAUUUAAAAUGUACUUUGUAUAUUAUAGUAAAAUUGCCUACAUUUGCAUUAACUAAAAUACUAUGUAAAUAUGUAACUAAAAUAUAUACUUGACCUGAUGUUUAUUCCUCACUGAACAAUAUGGCAGCUGCAGUGGAUGCUUGUUGUUGCAUGCACAUUUAUCCACCCACUCACACCAGGCUAAGCAUCCCACAUUGCCAACUGUACGACUGACAGCUGAGCACUCUGGUGAGAAAUAAAUGGACAUAUAGUGUGGUGGCCCCAUAUGUAGUUCAGUAUAGUGAUAUAAGCUAGCAUCACUGUUUUUAAACACCUUUUGAAUUUUGCAGUUUAGCUUUAUAGGUGAACUUUAAGUGAUUAUUGUUAAGAACAGGCGACUGUGCAUCAAAUCAGGCAUUCGUAAUAGAUGAAGGUGAAGAGUUGUAAGGUGAACAUUCCAGUUAUUUCAUUUUCAAGCUGAUACCCUAUAAUAACAUUUCUUUGAAAAUACCCUAUUGUGUUCUCAUGACAAGUGUCACAUUACGAAUGCACUGAGGCUCCACAUAGUGUUAGCCUAUUGUCCCCUAAGAACAACAUGUGAUUUUAGACUGCGUUAAGGAAAAUAUUAUUGCUCUCCUGUAUCAGCAUAAACAUGUGCUAGAUUCAUUUUAUUUGGUGUUGUUACCACUUUCUAUUAUUUUUUUUGCAAAUAUUUUUCAUUUUGCAUAUCCUUCUUGCGUUAUGCGUAGUCUAUUUGACCAUUGUUGUAGGAAACAACAAGAAGGGGAAACAACAUAGGUGGAGUCCAUAUCUAGUGUAAUGUAGAAGAUCCACUCUAGUGGUUUGUGAACACUCAUUUAAAUGAACGAGCAACAUUUCACUUCCAGAACUGCCAUUUAGAAGUUAAAUACCUAAACACCAAAUGUGCCCCAUAUUGGGUUAUAAUUUCUUAAAGGAACACUAUAGGGUCAGGAACACAAACAUGUAUUCCUUACCCUAUAAUGUUUAAUCCACCAUUUAUGUGGCUUUCCCCCUUAACCCCUUUUAAAAGGGGUUAAAACGUACCUUCUUUCCAGCGCCGCGCAGGUCCGAUGGUGCUGGCUCUGUCCCUGGUCUGCCUUUUUUUUUUUUUUUUGCAAUUUUUAUGGUUUUACAAUGUGUACAGAUUUACAUUCCAACAUGGUACAUUGGUUAGAGUAAGCGUUACAAUAUGCACAUGCUAUCAGUUCACAUUUUUUAGAUGAAAGAUUCUUAAGCUACACCAUACUUUGUUACAUCAUACAUAUUAUAAUUCUUUCAGCUCUUUAUUCCAGAUGAGCUCUAGUGGUGGUGCUAUUUGUGCUGGUUUCUGGUCUUAACUUAUAAAUGUACUGUACGUUCCUAAUGGUGGUUGGGAUUGGUAUGGGGGGUUGAACUUGGAGGUAGAACCAGGAUACUGUUCCCCAAAGAACUGGGGAAGGGGGGGGGAGUAGGGAAGAGGGUCGACCCUUGUUGCCUCUACCCAUUUUAUGUGUUCUCAUUUUGUGUCAUUUAUCUUGGUGCAUCAUUUAUGGUGACACUACCAUUCAUUAUUGUUCAUUAUUGUUUGUUGUCGUUGGAGCCUUUACUCUGUAUUAGUGGGUUUGUGGCGUGUGUUGGUGCCUGUUCCACCUUUCCCACGCCACCCUCCAGUAUGCCUGUGGGGGUCUAUGCGCUCUAGCCGCCAUUUCAUACUUUUUUGUAUCUUCAGUUUGUUGAAUGCAUUCAUUUAUGUGCGGAGGUUUUGUUUGCAACCAUUUUCUGCUUAUAUUUGUGAGUGCAGUGGAAGUAAUGUGAUAUAUUAAGUAUCUGUCAAUUUUUUUAAUGCUAGUUGGUAGGCACUGGAGGAUGUAGUGUUAAGGUGCUUGUGGUCAUCAUCAGCAAACAUGGUACUUUUGUAUUCUUUGUCUGCUAUACCUACCCCUUUAAUCAUUACGUUGUCCCUAAUGGAUUGUGCUAGUGGUUCAAGGGCGAGGAUAUAGAGUAUUGGGGAUAGUGGGCAUCCUUGACGGGUGCCGUUUGUGAUUUCAAAUGGUUGGGACACAAAGCCUCCGUUCAUUAUUUGGGCGGCAGGUGUAGAGUAAAGUGCCGAGAUUAGGCCUUGAAAUGCGGGUGGGAAGUCAAAUUUUUGCAGGACUGCUCGGCGGAAAUUCCAGUGCAACCUGUCAAAAGCCUUUUCGGCAUCUAAUGACAUAAACACUCUGGGUUGUUUGUGGGCCUUUUUACUAUAGAGCAGGCUGUUAAGUUUUCUAGUGCCCUCUGCCCCCUGUCUCCCCUUCACAAAUCCCACUUGGUCUGGGUGUAUCAGGGAAGGUAUGAUGGUCGUUACUCUAUUAGCAUAUCUUUUUGCGAGGAUUUUUGUGUCUGUAUUUAGUAGGGAGAUGGGGCGUAGAUUUUUUGGCUGAUCCGGAGUCUUCCCCGGUUAUGUCCGCGAGUAACAUCUCUGGUGGCAUUUUUCCUGAUUGUACUAUGUUAUUUAGUGCUGUGACUAGGUGCGGGGCUACAGUGUUGUGCAAUGUUUUAUAAUAUUCGUUGGUGAAACCAUCUGGGCCUGGUGAUUUCCCUGAUGGUAGUGAGCGUAUUGUCUGCAUCAGUUCUUGUAGUGUGAUUGGUUUUUGUAGACUUUCUUUAUGCAAUUGCGUGAGAGUCGGUAGUCUUAUGUUGGCGAGGAAGUUUUGUAUUUCAGUGUGAUUGGGUUGGUGUGUCUGUGUAUCGUCACGCAGGCUAUAAAGACUUUUUCAGUAGUUAGCAAUCAUUGUGUUAAUUUCUCAGGGGUUGUAUAUUUUCCCUCUUGCGUUAUUGAGUAUGUAUGGGACUUUUGAUAUUGCUUGUUUCUGCCUCAGCAUUGACGCUAGCGCUUUGCUAGCUCUGUUACCCUGUGUGUAAUGCCGUAAUUUGAGUUUGUGGAGGUUCUGGGCCGUUUUGUGGAGCAGCAGGUCAUUGAUUUGUUUAGUGGUAUGUGCUAUUUCUAUUAGUCUUUCGUCUAAUCUCUCGAAGCUCUGUCAAUAAUUGCAGAUAUUUAUUUUGUGUGCUCCGUUUUAUAUAGGCUGCUCUACUUAUGAGUAGUCCUCUAGUUAUUGCAGGAGCUCCGGAUUUUGAUUUGUCUGGAAAUAGUAAUUUAUGUCUGUUUCUAAUUUAGUUUUAAAGUCUACAUCAGUCAGUAAUGUGUUGUUCAAUCGCCAGGGGGGUUUCCCUCUGUGGUUGUAAGUGUCGUGGAUUGUGAGUGUUACCGGGGCAUGAUCUGACCACACGAUGUCCCCCAGCUGACAUUUGGUCACCUGUGAGAUCAUAUCACAUGACACCAGAAUGUGAUCUAUUCUAGAAUGCAUUUUGUGAACCGCUGAGUAGAAUGAAUAUCCUCUCAUGUUUGGAUGAAGGGUACGCCAGAUGUCGUAUAGGCCAUAAUCUGAAAUAAGUUUAGUUAGGGACUUACAAUGUGGGUUUAGUGCUUUGGAUCUGGGAGUGGAUGUAGGCGCUGUCGUGUCCAUACGUGGGUGUAGUACAUGAUUGAGGUCUCCACAUAUUAUCAAAGAAGUCGUGUUAUGGUGGGGAAUUUUGUUCAGUACCUUGUGUAGAAAGUUGCGUUGGUUGGUGUUUGGACUUUAUAUCCCCACUAAGGUAUAUAAUGCGUUGUUGAUAUUGCAGUGCAGUAUGAGGUAGCGUCCCUGGGCGUCUUUUUUCAUCUGUAAAAGUUCAAAGGUUAGUGAUUUAUGAAAUAGGAAAGAGACACCUCUUGUUUUGGAGGAGUAAGUGGCGUGAUAUUGGGUUGUAUAUUCCUGUUUCCCAAACUCUGGGACCCUGCAGUGUGCAAAGUGUGUUUCUUGGAGACAAAGAAUGUCUAUGCUGUCCUGUUUAGCACCUUCUAGUAGAAUCCUGCGUUUGUGAGGGGUAUUUAAUCCCCUAACGUUAUGUGAUUGUAUUUUCAUAUGUUGUUAUGUUGUUAGUUUUGGGGGAGCAUCAGUUGUGGUUACAUCUGUGUAUUCGUUUCGCAGUUUAUGGUGCCUUUUUUCGAGGUGUGGAGUAGGUUGGUUUGAUUGGGUGACCUUGUCAUUGUUUCUCUCGCCUUGAGUUGUACUGUGAACCUAGGUCGGGUCGGUGACACUUUGGUGGGGUUUUCUGGGAAAGGGAGAGGGAAAAUGAAACUGGGGGUAAACAUGAACUAGAUAUUUACAUAACCUCUGGUCGUGAGGCAUGGUACUGCUAUGGGUACCGUGGGGGUGGAAACUUCUGUGUUUCCGUAAGGUGGCUUCAGGUCUAAAUGAUACUCUAUAUAAUAGAUGUUUUAUCCUGAGUCCUGAGGGCUGUGGGUUGAACAUUGGCAUACAUUGAGUACAUAUCAUAGGUGUUGCAGAUGUUCUCUGUAACGGACCGUUUUGCACACAAGGGGUAAAAACCGUUUAGGCGAUCGUCCCCCUUUCCAGAGAUGCAGGCACAGCCAUUGUAAAACACCAAACUCACGAACCGCCAAUAAGGGAAUGCUCCAAACUCCCGAACGGCAUCCAAUAUAGCACUCCAAACACACGAACUGGAACCAAACGAAUCGCUGCUAGCAGACGAAUAGGAAAAGCAUCCAAGCGGCUUACACUCCUAGCAAUCAGUCUCUAUCAGCGUGCAGUAAAUCCCCCCCAAAGACGAGACAAGGCUCCGUGUUGAGGGUCAAGCAGUGGUCUGUUUAAUGAGGGCUACCUGCCCAGUAUUUAUGCAGGUCUCCCACCUGGUGGACACUCCCCUAGGGGACCAAAUGGGAGACUGUGACAAAAGACAGACAAGUAGACAAAUAGGACACACAGUCACAUUAUAUUCCCACAAUGCAUCCUGGCUUCCUCCCCUCUGCCUUGGAGAUAAUUGAGAAGUAAUUCAAUUAUCUCCCAAGACAAAGGCAAAUCGCCAUUAUGCACGUGGGGAUUCUACAACACGAAUUACUGUUAAAAUACACCAUGUAGGAAAUGUUACAUUAAAACUAUACAUUUAACAUAUCCCCAGAUAGCUCAGCUCUGAGCGCACAUUAUUAAGCGAAUGGCGCUCAGACCACACGAAUACAGUGUAAUCGCCAUGGAGCCAAAGUCUUUACACAGUCAGUUCUCAUGCGAAUGGGCUCCAUGGGAUUCCUAUCUGGGGUAUAACAUAUUCAAGUAAAACUACCGAACACCAGGCCGUUCGUGCACUUUCACCAAACAAGAAGGGAGGUCGGCGGCUUCAUCGGUGUUCGCGCAAAACUGUGUCCGAUUUCAGUUCCAUGAAUUAAGCGUCGAACACCGCUGUGCGUUCGCAUGUUUAAAAUGGCCGCGACCUCGUGUUCGUGAUACGAAUGGCAGCCACCCAGCAUUCGUCAAUUAAGCUACGGUUAACCGCAGCUUCAGGGAGGCUAAUUGACUGCACACUCCAGCUCCCAGGUGGUCCAGUCAUUCGUGCGGUUGUUCGGUAGAUUGAAUCUACCGAACACCAGGCAGAAAAGCACGAAUAAAUCUUUUCUGCAGGUAAAAAAGAUGUCUUUUAACAUGGGGCCAUAGUCUAAAGGCAACAGGCGAGCAACCAGGCUUCUCCAAUGCAAUGUGGCAAGAUUGCUCUCGUCACAUUCUCUAACGUAAAAUAUUAUAUUGCAUUUUUGUAACUCGUAUAUCUCAGAUAUAGAAGACGUUUUUUACCAUAUCACAUUCUACAUUACCUAUGUAUAACUUGUGGUAUAAAAAAGAAAAAUCUUAAGUCUAAAACUUACAAUACCUUAUGUAUUUAUACUUUAUAUAUCAUAGGUGUUGAAGACAAUCUGUAACAUAGCAUAUUAUACAUUACAUAUUUAUAACUUGUGGUGUAGGAGACUUUCGAUCUAAAACUUAUGCUUUGUGUCACCUGUGCAGCACUCUAGGCAUUGUACGCUUGUGAGUGCCAUGGACUUCUUACACACUGCGCUAGUGCUAUAGUAUGCCUGACUGUCCAAAUAUCCCAAUAAUCUCCCUCCAAUGGUCUAAUUGCCUUGGCGCGUCACACAGACGACAUCUAUUGACUCAUAUUUAUCAACUAUAUAAUGCAACCUUUUAUUUUUUUAUUUUUUUUAUUGAGUCAGUACAUCAGCUCUAUGGUGGCUAUCCCCUUUCCUGGGGAGGUAUGGUGUAUUAGUUACUUGACUGUACAGUUGCACUUAGCAUUUUUAUGUUGCGUAAGAUGCAGGUUGCUUUGGGUCAUAAGAUGGGACAGUGGAGAUUAAUUGGCAGUAAUAAUCCUUAGCAGGUCAUUUACAUGGUCUCUUACUCUGGGAAAUGUGAACUACAUGUUGCUUAACCCCUUAAGGACAGAGCUUCAAAAGCUUGUCUUUCACUUAAUGACAACAGCAUUUUUUUCAUUUUUUGCUGUUUGCGUUCAACUGUAAUUUGCAUUUUACUAAUUUGUUGCACCAACACAUAUUAUACAUCGUUUUUUAAAGGACAGAAAGGGCUUUAAUUUGAUGUAACACACACAUAUAUAUAUAUAUAUAUAUAUAUAUAUAUAUAAAUGCUUAUUUAUUAUAAAAGAAAAUACAGAAAAAUGUAAACAAAAUGAAAAUGUGUUGUUUUUUUUUGUUGCAGUUUUUGCAAUAAUAAUGUGUGCAUAAUUAGUGCAGGUUAAGAAAAGUAAUUAAAAAUAAAUUCAUUUAGUUGUUCUGAUUUACAGAAUAAUGUGUCUGAGAUUUUAAGUUUUUUUUUGGUAGUUACAGGUCACAAAGCACAAGGAGUAAACUAAACCUUUAAUGUGGAGCGAUUUUAGAAUUUGGUAUGUUUGUCUUGUAAGCUUAAUAGCCAUAAAAGAAAACAAAAUUGCCACACAAAAGUAUAUAUUUAUAUAAAGUAGACAUCACGGGCUAUUUACCUAAGGUUGUUUUGACACUGUCUACGUAGCCAUUUCACUGCCAACCUCUUCUAAAUAUUGGAGUAAAAUUGUGUUUUUUUUUGUUUUUUGGCACACAAACUUAUAACAAAGAAAUUCUCAUGUAUAUUUUGUAAAGUUGGUGUGUGCUAUUCCUGUACAAAGUUUUAUUUUGUGUUCAGUUACAUCUGCUGAGUAAAAUGACACCCCCAUUGUAUGUCUUUGGCACUAUUUCGUGAAGUUACAGUGCCAUAUAGGAUACCUGUCCUUUUCAGUAUUCACAGUAGAAUUUUGAGAGAUGGAUUUAAUGAGCCUUAGCUUCCAUUUGGGGUAUUAUAACAGUUUGACUGUUCAAAAACCCCCCACAAAGGCCUACCAUUUGUAAAAGUAGACACUCCAGGGUAUCUCAUAAGGUGCAUAUUGUGCCUUAACAUACCCCCAUUUUUUCACCAAUAUAUGCCAAAGUAUGUGGUAAAAAAAAUUUUGUGCAUUUUUUACAUACGGAUUGCAUUUUUGCUGGGCGUUUUGUAUAUUUCAUAUGUGCCACUAAGUUCAAACCUCCCAAAUUAUGCUCAGCUAAGUCUUCUGAGUAAAAAGACACCCCAAUGAAUGUCUUUGGCACUAUUUCGUGAAGCUACAGUGCCAUAUAGGAGACCAAGCCAUAUCCGUUUUUACCAAACUUUGAAUUUUGACGCUGGGCCUAUGUGCAAUUUCCAAGCAUCUUCGCAGGUUUUAAAUUCAAACUACCCCACAAAGGCCUACCAUUUCUUAAAGUAGACACCCCAGAGUAUUUCAAAAGGUAUAUUUUGAACCUUAGCGUGGGAUCAUUUUUCCGCUAGCUUGUACCAGAUGUAGUGGUAAUAAGCGUUUUUUCUGCCUUUUUGACAUACAAAGUGAGUUUGCACAGUAUAUUUUGCAAACCUUAUGUGUGCUACGACUGUAUAAUACUUCAUAUGUUGCUCAGCUAUGUCGGCUGAGUACAGCAAUACCCCCAUAUGUACCUUUGCCAGGUAUAUGUGGACAUCGGAGGGGCACAUUUGGGACACAGCCAUUCCAGUUUUUUUCAAACUUUAAAUUUUUAGGCUGUGCCCAUGUCCCAUUUUAGAGUAUUUUACCAGGCUAUAUAAUCCAAAUACCCCAUAAAGCCAUACCAUUUCUUAAAGAAGACAUCCCAGGGUAUUUCAAAAGGCAUAUUUUGAACCUUAGCGUGGGAUCAUUUUUCCGCUAGCUUGUACCAAGUGUAGUGGUAAUAAGCAUUUUUUCUGCCUUUUUGACAUACAAAGUGAGUUUGCGCAGCAUAUUUUGCAAACCUUAUGUGUGCUAUGACUGUAUAAUACUUCAUAUGUUGCUCAGCUAUGUCGGCUGAGUACAGCAAUACCCCCGUAUGUACCUUUGCCAGGUAUAUGUGGAUGUUGAAGGGGCGCAUUUGAGACGCAGCCAUUCAGUUUUUUUCUAACUUUGACGUUUUACGCUGUGUCCAUGUUCCAAUUUGGAGUAGUUUAGAUGGUUGGUUAUUGAAACUUCCCCACAAACACAUACUAUUUAUUAAAGAAUACACCAUGGGGUAAUUCAAAAGGCAUAUUUUGAACCUUGGCGGGAUAAUUCUUUCUCUAGUUUGUUCCAGGUGUAGUGAUAAUGAGUGUUUUUAAAAUGUAUUUUUUUCUUUUUUUUUACUUUUUUACUUUUUAAAACUAGUUUUUAAACUUUUGUUUUGCUUAUUAAUUUUUUUUAAACUUUCCUAAACUUUUCCAUCGACUCAAAAUCACUUAUUGUUUAACUCCCAUUGUUCAAUUUAAGUCAACUUUUGAUUUACAUUGUUGUGCAAUAGACAUCUAUAGCAUAAAGAUAGUUUAGUUUUCAGUGGGUUAUCACAACAACUACCAAUUAAUCCUUUUAGGUCCCAACUCUCUAAAGCAAAUUCUACCCAGUAGAGUUGUACAUGUUUCAAAAGCAUACCUUUCAUUUGUAAGUAUGGAAAGGUAAAGUUGGUUGGUAGGGCCUAGGUUUCCUGAAGGUCUCACAGUUGAAGGUCUCCCUUUGGAGAUCAGCUGUGAGAUCCUGUAGAUUCCUUUUGGUCACAGACAGCCUCUAACGGUGUCAAGGGUUUGAAUUUUGUGGAGCAUCCCAGCUCACCCACAAAAGAGUUGCAUGUGGCUAGGGAAAUUUUUGUGGUAAGAAACACACAGGAGGUUGAUCCCCUCAAAGUUGGUGGAAUCCACAUGUAGCAUAGAAGAUCCACUCCAUGGGUUUGUUAAUCCUCCAUACCUACCUAGUGCCAAGAGAAGUCGCUCAGUUUGUAACCCACUUAGACAGAUUAGCACAUUGAGUAAAUGAUGUGUAUUGUCAGAACCUUGCCGUCACAAUUUAAAGCCUGAUUAGUCAUCUUAAAUAAGGAAGGGUAAAAAACUGUCGUUCUGUUAGCUAAAGGUUUUGCAUAUAAUUUAGUGUCAGUGUUUAGCAGCGAAAUUGGACUGAAAUUUUGACAUUCCAUGGGUGACUUCCCUGGCUUAGGUAGUGUUACUAUAUGAGCAAUCAACAUCUCCUGUGGGAGGGAGCCCAAAGUGCAGCUACUGUUGUACAGGGUCGUUAGGUAUGGUGUGAGUUGUGCUUUAAAGGGGAGAUAGUAUAUUCCUGGAAGGCUAUCUGAUCCCAGUGCCUUGUGGUUAGGCAAGGCAGUAAUUGCCUUUUUAAUUUCUUUGUGAGUAAAUGGUUUAAUCAACUCUGCUGCUAUGCUGUAUGAGAGGGUCAACUAAUUCAUUGAGGUAAAAAACUAAGCAAUGAUUUCUGCUGAUGUUGAGUAGGUAUUGGCGUCUGCUUUUAGGUUAUAUAGGUUUUGGUAAUAUCAUGCAAAUUCCUCUACUAUGCGGGAAGGAUCUAAUACUUUAUUUCCCUUUAAGUUUAGAAUGUAUGCAAUUUUGGAUGCUAACAAUGGGUUUCCUGAAAAAAAGGCCACUUGUGCUAUUGCUCUCUUGAAGAGCCAGUCUACGCUUAUGUGGAGAGUCCAGCCAUUUAGCGUUUAGUGAAACAAAUGUGAGAUUCAUAUUUUAGUUGUGGUUUAUGCAUAAACAAUAUUAGGAUGUUUUUGCAGCAUAGCCAAGCCCUCCCCUGUCCUCAACAGCUCUGUUAUAUAGCAUGCAUGAGAUAUUGUAGUGCAUGCCCAGAGUAAGUAUGUGAAACACUCAUUAACAUUUUGAGUUCCUCGGCAGACAAAAAUUUAGUUACACCAGUAGGUAUCAAUCAUAAAGUAGAGAAAAAAAAAGUGUAUGCCACUUAUAUAAAACUAUAUACAAGUAGCAAGCGUGAGUUGCCAUCUAGAAAGAGAAUGACUAUGGUAAGGUACCAAAUACUGUAGAGUAUUUAUGUGCUCUAAUUACAGUGCUAAAUGAUAGUGUGGUGGGUUGGCCUAGAAAUCUAGGUAAUGCACUAAACUUAUUAUAGACUGUAAGCUCGUUUGAGCAAGGUGCUCUUCACCUAUCGUUCCUGUAAGUUUUCUUGUAAAUGUCCUAUUUAUAGUUAAAUCCCCCCUCUUAUAAUAUUGUAAAGCGCUUAGGAAUCUGUUGGCGCUAUAUAAAUGGUAGUAAUAAUAAUAAUAAAACUCAGCCUAUGGUAGCCAUUAUCUGUAUCAGUUAUAAAUACUGUGCUAUUGAAAUGGACAUAUCUAAAAAUAUUAUAGAAACAUAGAAACAUAGAAUGUGACGGCAGAUAAGAACCAUUCGGCCCAUCUAGUCUGCCCAAUUUUCUAAAUACUUUCAUUAGUCCCUAGUCUUAUCUUAUAGUUAGGAUAACCUUAUGCCUAUCCCACGCAUGCUUAAACUCCUUUACUGUGUUAACAUCUACUACUUCAGCUGGAAGGCUAUUCCAUGCAUCCACUACCCUCUUAGUAAAGUAAUACUUCCUGAUAUUAUUUUUAAACCUUUGUCCCUCUAAUUUAAGACUAUGUCCUCUUGUUGUGGUAGUUUUUCUUCUUUUAAAUAUAGUCUCCUCCUUUACUGUGUUGAUUCCCUUUAUAUAUUUAAAUGUUUCUAUCAUAUCCCCCCUGUCUCGUCUUUCCUCCAAACUAUACAUGUUAAGAUCCUUUAACCUUUCCUGGUAAGUUUUAUCCUGCAAUCCAUGAACCAGUUUAGUAGCCCUUCUCUGAACCCUCUCUAAGGUAUCAAUAUCCUUCUGAAGAUACGGUCUCCAGUACUGUGUACAAUACUCCAAGUGAGGUCUCACCAGUGUUCUGUACAAUGGCAUGAGCACUUCCCUCUUUCUACUGCUAAUACCUCUCCCUAUACAACCAAACAUUCUGCUAGCAUUUCCUGCUGCUCUAUUACAUUGUCUGCCUACCUUUAAGUCAUCAAAAAUAAUCACCCCUAAAUCCCUUUCCUCAUAUGUUGAGGUUAGGACUCUAUCAAAUAUUCUGUACUCUGCCCUUGGGUUUUUACGUCCAAGAUGCAUUAUCUUGCACUUAUCCACAUUAAAUGUCAGUUGCCACAAUUCUGACCAUUUUUCUAGUUUACCUAAAUCAUUUGUCAUUUGGCUUAUCCCUCCUGGAACAUCAACCCUGUUACAUAUCUUAGUAUCAUCAGCAAAAAGACAUACCUUACCAUCAAGACCUUCUGCAAUAUCACUAAUAAAAAUAUUAAAGAGAAUAGGUCCAAGUACAGAUCCCUGAGGUACCCCACUGGUGACAAGUCCAAGCUUCGAAUAUAUUCCAUUAACUACAACCCUCUGUUGCCUGUCACUCAGCCACUGCCUUACCCAUUCAACAAUAUUGGAAUCCAAACUUAAAGAUUGCAGUUUAUUGAUAAGCCUUCUAUGUGCAACAGUGUCAAAAGCCUUACUGAAAUCUAGGUAAGCAAUGUCUACUGCACCACCCUGAUCUAUAAUUUUAGUUACCCAAUCAAAAAAAUCAAUAAGAUUAGUUUGGCAUGAUCUCCCUGAAGUAAACCCAUGUUGUCUCUGAUCUUGAAAUCCAUGUGUUUUUAGAUGUUCAUCAAUCCUAUCCUUUAACAUGGUUUCCAUCACUUUCCCCACUACUGCAGUAAGGCUUACUGGCCUAUAGUUGCCCAAUUCCUCCCUAUUACCUUUCUUGUAAAUGGGCACAACAUUCGCUAACUUCCAAUCUUCUGGGACUACUCCUGUUAACAAUGAUUGGUUAAAUCAAUCUGUUAAUGGUUUUGCUAGUACACCACUAAGCUCUUUUAAUAGCUUUGGGUGUAUUCCAUCAGGUCCCAUUGACUUAUUUGUCUUUACUUUUGACAGUUGAAAUAGAACCUCUUCCUCUGUAAACUCACGUGUAAUAAAUUACUCAUUUAUCCUUUUUCUCAACUGAGGUCCCUUUCCUUCAUUUUCAUCUGUAAAUACAGAACAAAAAUAUUCAUUGAGGCAGUCAGCUAGACCUUUAUCCUCUUCUACAUACCUUCCUUCUUUUGUUUUUAAUCUAACUAAUCCUUGUUUUACUUUUCUUUUCUCAUUUAUGUAUCUAAAAAAUGUUUUAUCCCCUUUUUUACUGACUGUGCUAUUUUCUCUUCUGUGUGUGAUUUGGAAGCUCUUAUAACUUGCUUAGCCUCUUUCUGCCUAAUCUUAUAGAUCAUUUUGUCUUCCUCACUCUGGGUUUUUUUAUAAUUCCUAAAUGCUAACUUUUUGUUUUUAACUAUUUUGGCCACAUCUGCGGAGUACCACAGUGGUUUCUUGAAUUUUUUGCUUUUACUGACAAGCCUAAUGCAAUUUUCUGUUGCCUUCAAUAGUGCAACUUUUAAAUAAUCCCAUUUCUCUUGGACUCCAUUUAAAUUGCUCCAGUCUGAUAAUGACUCCUCUACCCAUAUUCUAAUUUUAGAAAAGUCUGUUUUUCUAAAGUCUGAAACUUUUGUUUUUGUGUGGUGUGACUCAGACACUGUUCUUAUAUUAAACCACACUGACUGAUGAUCACUGGAUCCUAAACUUUCACCUAUAGUAAUAUCUGAUACCAAAUCUCCAUUUGUUAACACUAAAUCUAGUAUGGCCUCUUUACGAGUUGGCUCCUCAACAACUUGUUUUAGAGACAAUCUCAGUAGGGAGUUUAGAAUAUGUGUGCUCCUGGCACAAGUAGCUAAUUUUGUUUUCCAAUUUACAUCAGGAAGAUUAAAGUCACCCAUGAUGAUAACUUCCCCCUUCAUUAUUUAAAUUUUUUUUAAAUACAGUGAGGGAAAAAAGUAUUUGAUCCCCUGCUGAUUUUGAACUUUUGUCCACUGACAAAGAAAUGAUCAGUCUAAUUUUAAUGGUAGGUGUAUUUUAACAGUUGAUAGACAGAAUAACAAAAAAAAUUUCCAGAAAAACGCGUGUCAAAAAAGUUAUAAAUGUAUUCGUUCUCUCACUGUUAAAAUACAUCUACCCUUAAAAUUAUAGAUUGAUAAUUUCUUUGUCAAUAGACAAAUGUUCAAAAUGAGCAGGGGAUCAAAUACUUUUUUUCCCUCACUGUAUAUAUCAGUGAGUGAAUCGCUUUUUAAAAAAUUUUUUAUAAUUAUGAUGAAUAGGAAUAGACAAAUUAUUGGUUCUAUCGACUAUUAAAGCCAAUAUUCAACAUUUUAUUAAUAAUCAGUAUUGGCUUUGUAAUUAACCGAUAACAUUCACUUUUCCAAGUAACUUACUUAACUUUCCUCUUCUGGAAACUCUGUCCGGCAGCGAUGAUUCACCACAUUUCAGCCUCAUGUCUCCUCUCCCCGUGAGUCCCCGCAUGCGGAGCUCAGCUGAAGGCAGGGAGAUGAGACAGUGAAUUAUCUACUCUGAAUUACUUGGCUAGGUGCCUGAAAGUGAUAGGCGUGUGAUUGCAUGUUCAGUUAAUGCCAGUUUGUUUCGAAAUGUCAAGAAUAUUGGCACCGGUUAUUGAAAAUCUGCCCUAAAGAUAACAGAUAAUCUGUAACGGUAUCAGCUCUGGAAAAAUUAUAUAAAAUAGAGACUAAAUCUGUGCACUACACUCUUGCCCAGCUCAUCAUGUUUCUUGUGUUAUUGUGUGAUAUCCCUUUGUCAAUUCUUCACAAUUCCUGGUUUAAUGAAAAAGUAUGUUGUCUUCUGUGUAAAUCAUCUGUCUGAUGCAAAUUGGGUAAAUGAAUGUUAACAGUGUAUGUCUCACGUCUUCCUGAAUUCUUCUUCCAGCAUGCAGCUUUUCCAUUGUCUACGGCAUGAAGGCACAGGGGGUCGUACUUUGUUAGUGGAUGGCUUCUAUGCUGCAGAUCAGGUUCGGCAACGUUCAAGUGAAGACUUCGACCUGCUUUGCAAUGUGCCAAUGAAACAUGAAUACAUCGAGAAUGUGGUGGGGAGAAAUAACCACAUGGUGGGCAUUGGCCCUGUAUUGAAUGUCUACCCUUGGAAUAAAGAGUUGUACAUGAUCAGGUAUACACACCUGUAUUCUUGACACUGUAGUGCUUGAGUACCUGUUUAGGUCCCUGGCCCCAGUCUGAAUGGAGUAGAAAAAAACUCUCACCUUUUCUCCAUAACUGUGCUGGUCUUGCUGCGUCUGGCCCCACCUCCUUGGCUGAGAUCAUCAAUCUUGACAAUCUCAGCCAAUCCAAAUGCUUUCCUAUAUGAAAGCAUUGGGAGACUAUUGCUCAUACGCGGCAAAACAUCUUGCUGAGCCAAUCGGCAUCUCCUCAUAGAGAGACAAUGCAUCUUUAUUAGGAAUGUUCAGAGCUUCCAUGCAAAGCAUGCAUCUCUAUGGGGGGCAUUCCGCAUGGAGACGCUAAAUGUGUGUACAGCACUGUAAUACGAAGCACCUCUAGUGGCCGUCUGAGUGACUGCACCUAAAAGUUUACUAAGCAGAAAAUGUAAACACCGACUUUCCUCUGAAAAGGCAACGUUUAAGUUGCUGAGCCUGCAAGGACAGGUUAUAGACACCAGAACCAUUAUAUUAAGCUGUAGUGGUUCCGGUGAUCCUAGUAUCUCUUUAAGUCUAGGACUACUGUCCAGUUUAUUAACUUUUUCUCUAUAAUCAUAAACAAAAAUCGAGAAUGUUAAUUUAUGGGUUUUUUUUCCUCUUUCUCCCAAUGACAAUGUAGGCCCAUUUUAUAAACCUUUGAAGAGAAUUUGAAAAAAAAUUGGUGAUUGUCUUUAUGGGUACAGUAAUUAUAAUAUCUUUCUGUUUUAUAGGUACAAUAAUUACGAUCGGGCUGUCAUCAACACUGUACCUUACGAUGUGGUCCGCCGUUGGUACGCAGCUCAUCGCACACUCACUAAUGAGCUGAGGAAGCCUGAAAAUGAGCUGUGGGUGAAGCUAAAACCAGGGAAGGUAAGGCCAGAAACAUACAUGAAUAAUAUAAUUAUUUAUUAUAGUAUUUACAACUGAAGCUUGCUUGUUUCAGAACCAGACAUGUUUUUUUCUAGUGUAUUUUGGGGAUUUUUUGUAAAAAUAAAUUUCUAAUAUAACAGAAAUUAAGUUAAUUAAAAAAACAAACCCAGCACUCAGCUGAAUGAUUAUAGAGGUUAGUUUAGAAAAUAGUCUCUGAAAUGAUCACUACAUUUUCUGAUGACUUCCAUUGAUGGUUUUCCCAUUUGUUUUAUAUAUUUUAUUCAUUUCUAAGUUUAAUAAAUAAACUGGCAUAAUAAGUGAAGUACCAGUAAUUUUACUGUGUUCCUUGGGGCAGUUGCGGCUGACCUUGUGCGGCGAGGUGUAGGAAACAUAUCUACAGUAUGUUUGUAUUUGGUAUUUUUUUGACAAUCUUUAUUUGUAUAAUUUUCGAGAGAGUCAACAGGCUGAACAAUUAGCCUUGAAAAUACAGUGUGUUUGUUUAUUUAUUGGGACUGUCGGGUGGAAUAACUUCUGGGGAUAAUAGAAAUUGUAUAUAGUAUAAAUAUCACUUAUUAAACUAAACAAUAUGAAGAAAAAUCUAUUUUUGGUCUUAUGAUCACAGUUCAUCUCUUUAAGGCUCCAUCUGUAUUGAUAGGCUUGUGAAAAGCAGAAUUUGGAAAAUUAGUUGCUUGCAUUUGAAAUAGCAAGCACAAAUUUUGCUCACAAGAGGGCAGUGUGUGGCCACUUUAGAUGUCUAUCUGUAUAUCUAGAGCUGCUAUUCAGUAUAGGAGUAAGGUCGGGACCCCUUAAUGUCUUGAUUAUUUUUUUUCUCCCCAUGACCCCCAUGGAUACCACUGAAUGUUUUUUUUAGAUUUAUAUGUUCUCAAUGUUAAGGUUCCCUGGUUGUUUUUCAAGCUCCAUAUUCAAACAGAUUAAGAAUACUCUGUGUGAUGUAGACGUGAGCUUGAGAAGACUAUGCAAUAUUCAAACCUUUAAAAUCAGGAUAACCAGGUUUGGCUUUCUGUAUUUGACAACAGUUCCAGGAUGCUCUGCAGUAUACAGAAAUGAGCAUACGCUACCUCUUUCUGACAGUUUGCAUGUUACUUAUGGAACUAUUGAAGUAUGCAGCUGUCAGAAUCUAUCAAAGAUCCAUUUGUUUGGAGGGUUUGCACUUAUAACUUCAUUUGUUGUCAUUGCAGUUUUUGCUAUUACCUUUAUUAAAAGCACAUUCUACGCACCAGGACUACUAUAGCUUAAUGUAAUGGUUUAAGGCACAGACACUGCAUUGCUGAGACCACAGAGCCGAAUACAUUUGUUUACAUUCCUUCCUGUGGCCACCUCUAGUGGCUGUCACUCAGACAGCCACUAAAAGUGCUUCCUGUUGCUCAUUUUUGCAAGACUGGCUUUCAGCAUCUUUAUGCUCUGUGUGAAGACUCCAAACAAUCCCUGUGGAGAUGCAUCUCUAUAAGGCGACGAUGAUUGGUGCAGUUUGGCGAUUUGCUACACCUCCCAAUGCUUCCCUAUGGGGAAACACUGGAUUAGCUUUGAUUAUCUGUAAUGAUGCUGUCAGCCAGGAGCAUAGGGGAGCCUGUGGUGAGGACGGCACACCAGGCUGCUAAAAGUAAGCAUCACUUUUUACUUUGCUAUUUGGGGAGUAAAACUUGAAAUACAAAUACAAAAAAACAAGUCCUUCGCUCAAUCUCCCAUCACUCCUGGGCGGCAGCAGCGACCAUAGUACACAUCAGCCCUAAUACAUACAGUAAAACCCAAAGAAAAAAGUUACCUGUGCUCUUUCCCAAAAACCUAUGCAUAUUUAAACAAAUGGAGGUUAUUUAGUUUCUCCAAUGGCCAUGAGAGACUUUAGCCCACCUGCCACGUCAAGGCAAACCUCCCAGGCGGGUCCUACACUAACCUUUCACCUUGCUUCCUUGAGCUUCUGGCAAAGACAUCUCUACUGAGACAGAAAGGGAUAUUUUAUUAUAUACACCCCUACCUGCUUAUUAACCCCUAAUAAGGAACACAUGGGAUGGGCGGCAGCUGUUUGCAUACAAAAGUGAAUACAAAAAAAACAAGUCCUGUGCUCAAACUCCCACUAUUCUUGGGCGGCAGCCACAACCAUAGUACACAUUAGCCACAAUACAUACAGUAAAAACCAAAGAAAAAAAGUUUAUUUAAAAAAAUCUAAAUAGUUUAGAAACAACUCAGACAGGAGGAAUACAUGUUUGCAUUACUAAUGUUAGUGUGUCUUUAACCAGGAACGGUUUGUCUGACAAAAAAAUGGAGCGAUGGUUGCAGUCCUCUUAAGUAAUACAACAUGGAGGAGAACAAAGGGGGGUUCUUCUUCAUGUGCCAUAGUUUCACUAGCUCCAUCAUCAUUUCUUUUGUUUCCUGCCUGUGUGGUGUUUUUGAGGGCUAGAAGCAUAUGUAACGUUCUGCCUGUAUACGGUGUUGUUGCUUUAUUUCGAUAUUAACCUCAGACCACAAGCUUGCAAACAUUUUUUUUUUUUUGUUACUUUAUCUUUAUAUUUAUUGUAUAUUUAUUCUGCUUAUUAUUUACCUGCAAAUUAGUAUCUAAAAUAUAUACAUAGACAGUAUUUGAAAAAUGUUGGAUUUAAAAAGCCUUGUGGGCCACUAAUUGGAUAUAAACUUUAGGAGCACACUGUCAAUCAAAUGCUUGAUGUUAUUACUGCGGAAACAUACUGUGUGGUUUGGUAUACCAAGCAUAAAGUAGUUCUUAGAAUAUAUCUUACAUUUGGAAAGCUAUUUUCUGUGUACGUAUUCCGAUCAUUUGUUAAGAAUAUUUGUAUUUUUUGUGGGUGUUAGUUUCCACGUAAAGUGGAUCUUUUCAUUAUUGUAUUGCCCAAAGUUCGAUUAUUUUAGAGAGAGAAAAAGAGGAGAGAUGGGAAAUAUUCUAAUUAAUAUCUUUUUUACGUAGAGAUAGUGAGGGAAAAAAAGUAUUUGAUCCCCAGCUGAUUUUGAACGUUUGCCCACUGACAAAGAAAUGAUCCGUCUAUAAUUUUAAUGAUAGGUGUAUUUUAACAGUGAGAGACAGAAUAACCAAAAAUAAAAUCCAGAAAAACACAUGUCAAAAAAGUUAUUAAUUGAUUUAUACAAACCUGGUGGCCAACUACAAGAAACGUCUGACCUCUGUGAUUGUCAACAAGGGUUUUUGCCACCAAGUCGACGGGGUCAAAUACUUAUUUUACUCAUUAACAUGAAAAUCAAUAUAUAACUUUUCUGGAUUUUUUUUUGUUAUUCUGUCUCUCAUUGUUAAAGGGAUUCUCCAGUUGUUUUCCUGGCACUGCAGGACCCUGUAGUGCUCCUCUCCCUCCCACCCCCCAUCCCAAGUUGUUAAAACCCCUUCAGUGACUGACCGGAGUCCAGCGCUGAUGUCUCUCGGCGCUGGGUCAGUCUCCGCCUACUCUCCGCCGACGUCAGCGGGGGAGACCUAAUGCGCACCUAAUGCGCAUGCACGGCAAUGGCCGUGCACACGCAAUAGACCUCCCCAUAGAAAAGCAUUAUUCAAUGCUUUCCUAUGGGGAUUUUGGCGACGCUGGAGAUCCUCACAUAGCGUGAGGAUGUCCAGCGUUGCUUAAAACACUUUCUGUGUUUUAAGAAGGCAGAAGUCCCUCUAGUGGCUGUCUGAUAGAGGAGGAGUUAACCCUGCAAGGUAAAUAUUGCAGUUUAUGAAAACUGCAAUAAUUACACUUGCAGGGUUAAGGGUAGUGGGAGUUGGCACCCAGACCACUCCAAUGGGCAGAAGUGGUAUGGGUACCUGGAGUAUCCCUUUAAAAUACACCUACCAUUAAAAUUAUAGACUGAUCAUUUCUUUGUCAGUGGGCAAAGGUUCAAUAUCAGCAGGGGAUCAAAUACUUUUUUCACUGUAAAUACAGCAGUGUGGAUUUCUACAUCUAAUUUUAUUUUUCAGAGCACAAAAACACAGAUUUGUUAAAUAUAGUGGAUGGGUAAAUAUAAUAAUUGUCUUGGGAUUUUUUUCCGUUAAGGAUUAGUUUGGAGAUCACUAAUGAUCUAAUUUACAUUGAUAAGUUUUUCUCAUUGUUCUGUAAUCUGCAACUUCUUCUUGUUACAGGUACUUUUUGUGGAUAACUGGAGAGUCUUGCAUGGGCGGGAGUCCUUCACAGGAUACAGACAGCUCUGUGGAUGUUAUAUGACCCGAGAUGACAUUUUGAAUACAGCACGUUUACUUGGCCUAAAAGGCUAA
Molecule: messenger RNA, 35865 nt
Organism: Pelobates cultripes (western spadefoot toad)
Lineage: Eukaryota; Metazoa; Chordata; Amphibia; Anura; Pelobatidae
Source: the annotation of a GenBank genome assembly